This is a messenger RNA of Camelina sativa (false flax), 4157 nucleotides long. The record is from RefSeq and is a predicted model, not a curated record. Lineage: Eukaryota; Viridiplantae; Streptophyta; Magnoliopsida; Brassicales; Brassicaceae.
AAAGCCUCCUUCUGAAAAUGAGAUGGCAUUACUAAUCUAAAGAACCUUGUAUAAUCAUGAGGUUGUUUCUUUUACUUGUUUUCUAUACUCUCAUCUUACUUAAAAAUGUGGAUGUGGGUUUUGCUGAUGAAGCGUCCAGGGUAGAUGGUGAUAGGCAAGCAUUACUUGCGUUGAAGUCUCAAGUUUCUAAAAACAGACGAGUAGUAUUGGCCUCGUGGAACCACUCUAUUCAGCUCUGCGAGUGGUCUCAUGUUACAUGUGGCCGCAAACACAAAAGAGUUACUGGUUUAGACCUUGGAGGGUUGCAACUUGGUGGGAUCAUCUUGCCUUCUAUCGGUAAUCUUUCUUUUCUCAGAGUACUUAAUCUUGGAGAUAACUCUUUUAGUGGUACCAUCCCAAAAGAGUUGGGAAUGUUGUUCAGGCUUGAAAAGUUGAACAUGAGCUACAAUACUCUUGAAGGAGUAAUUCCAAGCCUGUCUAACUGCUCUAGAUUGGUGACCCUUGAUUUAACCUCAAACCGUCUUAUACAUGGUUUACCUUCCGAGCUAGGAUCGUUAUCUAGCCUUAAAAUCUUGCUUCUAUCUAAAAACAACCUUUCAGGGACGUUUCCCACAUCUUUUGGAAACCUAACAUCUCUCCGUCAACUUUCCAUUGCAUAUAAUCAUAUGGAGGGGGAAGUUCCAGAUUACAUAGGUAGAUUAACCAAUAUGAUUUAUCUCCAAAUUUCGAAAAACAAUCUCUCAGGUGUUUUCCCUCCAGAAAUAUACAACCUGUCCUCACUUAGGUUUUUAUCCAUUGUUGGCAAUCACUUGUCGGGUAGUCUUAGGCCCGAAUUUGGAAAUAUGCUUCCAAAUCUUGAGGAGUUGUAUUUGGGGAUGAAUUCUUUUUCAGGAGAUCUUCCCAAAACAAUGUCCAAUAUCUCAACCCUUACACGUCUAGAGAUGGGACAAAACUUUUUCACUGGAUCUAUCCCCGUUAGUUUUGGAACAUUACACAAUAUUCAAAUGUUGGGGCUUAAUGAGAAUUCUUUUGGAAACAACUCAGUUGGUGAUCUGGAUUUUCUUAGUGCUUUGGUAAAUUGCACUCAGCUGCAAGUCUUGGAUGUUGGUUACAACAGACUUGGAGGUGAUCUGCCAAUCUUUGUAGCCAAUCUUUCUAACGAGUUGACCGAAAUGGGCCUCGGAGGAAAUCUCAUAUCUGGAGGCAUUCCUCAUGACAUUGGGAAUCUCAUAAACCUACAAUCACUUGGCAUGGAAAAAAAUUUGUUGACAGGAGGAAUACCUACCUCUCUUGGAAAGCUUUUGGGGUUGCAUGAAAUUUUAUUGAAUUCAAAUAGACUGUCAGGAGAGAUACCAGCAAAUCUCGGAAACAUCACUCGGUUAGAAAACCUGAAUUUGUUUGACAAUAGUUUCCAAGGGAGCAUUCCUCCAAGUCUUGGAAAAUGUCAGUUUCUUUUACACCUUCACGUCGGAUCAAAUAGAUUAAGCGGGACUAUACCUCAAGAAAUCAUGCUAAUAGAGUCUCUUAUUUUGUUGUAUAUAUCAAAAAACUUGUUGACUGGACCGUUUCCAAAAGAUGUUGGAAGAUUAAAAUUCCUUGUUUUGCUAUCGGCUGGAAACAAUAGAUUUCAUGGAAACAUCCCAGAGACCUUAGGGAGUUGUCUCUCGAUGGAAAGAAUUUCCCUGCAAGGAAACAGAUUCGAUGGAGCCAUUCCAGAUAUCAGAAACUUGAGAGCUCUCAAACUCUUUAAUUUAUCGAAUAACGAUUUGUCCGGCAGUAUACCUGAGUACCUAGCGAAUUUUCCCUCGUUAGAGUAUUUAGAUCUCUCUGUUAACAACUUUGAAGGAAUAGUUCCAACAAAAGGAUUGUUUCAAACUCCUGAAAAAUUUUCAGUAUCUGGUAAUGGAAAGCUUUGUGGAGGCAUCCCUGAACUAAAGUUAAGGCCAUGCCCUCUAAACUACGUUUCAAGGGCAAGAAGACAUCCGUCAAACAGAAAGAAAAUUUUCAUCGGUGUCAGUGUUGGUGUAGCUUCUCUUUUGUUGUCACUGUUUGCUCUGAGUCUACUAUACAUGGUUAUGAAACGUAAGAAGAAAGACGGUGCAAACAACGCCGACAACUUGCUGUCAGUGUCUCCGUUCUAUGAAAGGAUAAGUUAUGAGGAGCUUCGAAGAGCGACUUGCGAGUUCUCAUCAAGCAAUUUGAUUGGUUCAGGAAACUUUAGCUCUGUUUUUAAAGGGUUGCUUGGUCCCGAGUCCAAAGCUGUUGCAGUUAAAGUUCUGAAUCUCCAAAAGCAUGGGGCAGCCAAGAGCUUUAUGGCGGAAUGUGAAGCCUUGAAAAGUAUAAGGCAUCGAAACCUUGUGAAACUAGUGACAGCUUGUGCAAGCAUUGAUUUCAAUGGAAAUGAAUUCAAAGCUCUUGUGUACGACUUUAUGCCUAAUGGAAACCUAGACACGUGGCUGAACCCAGAGGUUGAAGUUGGAAGCUCUGAAAGUCAUGAUCCAAGACCAUUGAAGCUAAGUGAAAGACUUAACGUAGCCAUAGAUGUGGCUUCAGUUUUGGAUUAUAUCCAUUCCCAGUGUCACGACCCCGUAGCUCAUUGUGAUCUAAAGCCAAGCAAUGUUCUUCUGGACAAUGAUCUAACAGCCCAUGUCAGCGACUUUGGUCUUGCUCGAAUCCUCGACCAGGAAUCCUUCAUCAACCAGUUGAGCUCCACGGGUGUCAGAGGAACCAUCGGCUAUGCAGCACCAGAAUAUGGAAUGGGAGGAAAACCAUCGAGACAGGGAGAUUUGUACAGUUUCGGAGUUCUUGUGUUGGAGAUAUUCACUGGGAAGCGUCCAACUGAUCAACUCUUUGUCGGAGGUUUAACUCUCCGUAGCUAUGCCGAGUCGGGGCUGCCAGAACAUGUACUUGAUAUCGCUGACACAUCGAUUCUCCACGGUGAAGUUAACAACAAGAACAUCAACAUUGCUGAGUGUUUGAAGAUGGUGUUUCUGUUGGAAUAAGCUUGAAGUGAAGCUUGAGUGAAGUUAGUCCUAAUUCUAUAUUAGUUAUGUUUGUUAAGAGAUAAGGAUCAAAGUAUUUAGGAGUUAUCUAAAUAUCAAGGAUUCCCAAUAGGAUUAGGAUUAGCAAAGUAGUAUAUAAGGAUGUGUUGAGAUGUGACACAACUUAUAAGGUUUUGUGAGAAAGAGAGAUUGGAGAGCUUAAGUUUUGAGAGAUUUUCUUAAGCUAAUAAAAGUGAGAUAUACUUUUACUCUUGUGUUCUUAACAAACCUUUGAAGACUAUAUUUGGUAUCAGAGCUGCACCACCACCGAAACCAUGUCUGAGAUAGUCGCAACUACACAGAAACCUAAAGAAGGAGGAGGAGGAGGAGGAACUCCUCCUAUUGUUUGUCCUAUGCUCACGUCGACCAACUACACUGUUUGGGCAAUGAAGAUGAGACUCGCUCUUAGAGUGCAUAAAGUUUGGGAUGCCAUAGAACCUGAAACAGAGCAAGUUAACUCGGAACAUAAUGAUAUAGCGAUGGCUCUAUUGUUCCAAUCUAUCCCUGAAAAUUUAACCCUGCAAGUCGGAGAGCUAGACACAGCUAAAAAGGUAUGGGAUGCAAUUAGUUCUAGAAACGUUGGAGCUGAGAGAGUUCGAGAAGCGAGACUUCAAACACUAAUGGCAGAAUUUGAGAGACUAAAGAUGAAAGAUACUGAGACUAUUGAUGAGUUCUCGGGAAAAUUAGCCACAAUAUCUUCAAAGUCAGCUGCUCUAGGGGCAAACAUUGAAGAGCCUAAACUUGUCAAGAAGUUUCUUAAUAGUCUGCCUCGAAAGAAAUUUAUACAAAUAGUAGCUUCCCUAGAACAAGUCCUUGAUCUGAAUAAAACCAGCUUUGAAGAUAUAAUUGGUAGAUUGAAAGCAUAUGAGGAACGGAUUCGUGAAGAAGAAGAUAUUCAAGAGGAUCAAGGAAAGUUGAUGUACACAGAGUCACAAACAAAUCAACAUUACCGAGAUUACAACAAUGAAGCCGGAAGUUUCAGGGGAAGAGGUCGAGGUGGAAGAUCGUUUUUUAGAGGACGAGGGAGAGGACGUAAUGGUGGACGAAUCAACAUGUCUCAGAUUACAUGUUUUCGGUGCGAUCAGGUUGGCCACUUCGCAUCGCAUUGCCCAGAUC